UCAAAUGAUUUAACAAGGAAGUUAUACUAAAGCUCAAAUACCAUCUUGAUUAAAUCUCUCAAUUAUGAUCCGAUAUAUUACAGAUUUCAGUACAAGGAAAUGCAAAUUGUGUUGAUCUAACAAAUGUUUAUGCAAAAUAUGUAACUGUAUUUAAAAGUUUACUUAUACAAACAUGGAGUUUAGUGAUAUAAGUAAGGACACACCUAAUACUGAACGCCACAGAAACACUCAUUUAUACGAGAAUACGACUGUUACUGUAGCAACGAUUGAAACAGAUGAAACCAAGUGCACUGACCAAGCCGAAAGAGACGAGGAGAAUUAUGAGCAAUUAAACUUUGACAGCAAAGCAAACAACGAAAAACGUGACAGCAAGGAAAGCACACAAAAUCGGACAAAAUAUAUGAUUUAUGCAAUUUUGGCAAUGCUUGUUUUGCUGUAUAUUGCAGUCUUAGUGUUGAUCGUUAUUGUUGUCCUACCGAAAAGUCAAGUUAAUGGAGGAUGGAGUGCAUGGUCAUCUUGGGCAUCCUGUUCCGUUUCCUGUGACGUUGGCAUCCAGCACCGUAACAGGUCGUGUUCUAACCCAUAUCCUAGUGGCACAGGACAUCAUUGUUUUGGGGAGUCGGAAGAAGAUAGAAUAUGUUUGGCCGGAGCAUGUUCUGAUGGUGGUUGGAGUAGCUGGAGCAGUUGGGGCACUUGCAGUGCGACUUGCGACGGAGGAGUACGAUCACAGAUUCGAACUUGCACGAACCCGAAACCUUCAUUACUAGGGAAAUCGUGCGAUGGGAAUGCGAUACAAGUUAGCGUCUGUAACAUGCAAGCCUGCUCUGAUGGUGCCUGGGGUAGCUUGAGCAGUUGGAGUUCCUGCAGUGCAUUUUGUGGAGGAGGGAUACGGUCACAGACUCGAGCUUGUACAAAUCCGAAACCAUCAAUACUAGGAAAAUAUUGCGACGGUGCUACAACAGAAGUUAGCAUUUGUAACAAGCAAAAAUGUCCUGAAUACAAGGUUGCUUUUACGGCUUAUGGGAUAUCAGGGGAAGUGCGACAGCUGUAUUCUCUAAAGUACUUCAAAACAAUGGCAAUGGGUACAAUAGCUCUACUGGAGUGUUUCACUGCACAAACCCUGGAAUAUAUUACUUUUCAUUUCAACUCUCGAAGGAUCAUGUCGAUAAAGAUACAGCUAGUCUCGUCAUUUGUUACAUUUAUCUGAAUUCAACACCUCAGUUGGGUGCCAUGCAAGAUCCUCACUCUGACUCCACUUUUAAAAAUGAUUACAGUGGAUACUCUAUUAGUUUAUCUGGAACUUUUCAUCUAAAUACGAACGACAGAGUCUAUAUCGGUGGAUGCAGUGGAAUCAGUGCUGUCUUCACAGACAAUAGAGCCUCAUUUACAGGGUUCUUAAUUAUCCCCGACAACUGAUGAGCAGUUAAAAAAGUGAUACCAUCAAAAUACGAAGGCUGACAAAGAAAUCAUCAGUGCAAAUCUAACAGUACACACAGUAACAAUAUUAAUGCUUUCUACUAUACACGCAAACAAUUACAGGAGUAUACAAGACAGUGACACUUUUCUGCCAAUAUGUAACAAAGUAGCAUUUAAUGCAUUGAGUAUACGACAUCAGUUGCGUCGGUCGGUUGCUAUUUUUGGAAAUACUCCUCUACCUUCUCUGUACAUUUUCGAGUUAUCACUCACAUGCAAAUAUAUAGAGAAUAAUAGGUUAGUGCCGUAGAUGAGAAAGUUUAUCUGGCGAGGUGGAGGAGGUUAUCGGGUGAGCCGAAGGCGAACCUGAUAACGUCCGGAGCCGAGCCAGAUAAGCUUUCUCUAUCUUAGGCACGAACCUAUUAUUCUAUUUAUCUUGUCAUUACUUCAUUUUCCAAUAUUUGGCAAGUUAUUUUACCAAAAUUAGUGUGCGAAAACAGUUUUAAUGACGUCAUAUUCGUAAUGACGUCACUUAUAUAAUGACGUAAUCACCGACACAGUAAUGUGGUUACAAUUAAAAAAUCGCAAUAACUUCUUCGUUUUUGAAUAAAAACUCAUUAUUUUAACACUCAUUUUCUUAGUUCGGACAUUUCCAACACAAUGAUGAGGGUUUCGUUGCAAAAUUUCUUAUGUCAACAAUUUCGAUCAUAAGGUCACAUGAUCAACUGACCGUAUAUCACUGGUCACAUGAUCAACUGACAGUAUAUCAAGAAAGAUAUACGGUACCCUGAUAUCGGGUCGAAAAUACUGCAAGUGACAGGAUAAACUAUAAUAGUUUCUAGUCUGUCUUUCCGUUUACCAUGAUAACUUUGAUAGCUAACCACAGCUGGCAAAGCUUUUCAAACUUAAGAUACUGCGUAAUUCUGGAUUUAAGACUGGGAAAACAUAUAAGUAUGCCUGUGUCAACUAUCGUAUGCCAUAUUUUGCUAGAAUUGUCUUGCACCGAUACUUGUAUUUAGUUAGGCCUUUGUGCCACUUAUAUAAAUAGGGAACUUUUAACAACUUCGUGGCAUCUGCGGAUGUCUCUAAAUUGCUUUUUGUACUUUUAGCAUAUGUAAAUCUUGAGUUCUGCUCAACCCGUGGCUAGAGGGCGUGGACGGUAGCAUGCAUUUCCACUACCGUCCAUGAACAGGCUCAAUCAAACCGAGCCUGCAACAUUUUCGCUUUUUGUCGUGUUGAACGAUCUGUGGAGUUUCCACUUUUUCUAUUUUCUUAAAGCAUUUGCCCAAUAAAAAUACUGAAUUUAGUACGCUGCUCCUUGAAACCGCAUAUCGUCAUUUUAGAUGCACACCGGUUUGACUGUGCUCUUUGGCAUUUUAUGCUAUGCACUUGCGCACCUCCUAUAACAACAAAAUUAUGUCAUAUAAUCAAAUUUUGUUGUUAUUGAGCACAAUCAACAUGACCUCACCUAACAUUUUAAGACAACGUUUAAGUGUUAUUUUGAAAAAAAAAAUACAGUUUGCAGACAAUAGUGCCUUUAAACAAGUUGUUAUGAUUGCCAUUUAAAUGUUUUAUAAAGAUGGCCAUUGUGGCACACAUGUGACCAAAUAACUAUAAUAAUUAUUAAAGGCUUUGUAGUUGGUAAACCAAAUGGAGAAUAUGUAUGAAAGGACAAAUACACAAGAUGACUUGAAUUAAGUAUCUGUUUUCAUUCCAAGUAUUUUUAUUCAACCUCGCAGACUGUUAUGUACAUGCCUUUUGACAGUUUACGCUGCUUAUGCUUAAUCUAUAUGCUACAAGCGCUUAGUACUCUGUAUUCCAACCAUGUGUUAUAUUCAUAAGAGAUGAAUCUUAAAAUAAGUCUUAUUCUUAUUGAUUAUCUUCCUUUUCUCCUUUUAACUUGCGAGAAAUUUGCUUAGAAAAACAACAAAGGUACAAAAAUAAAACUACAAAACAUAUGAGACUAGAAUGUACCUGUAGGACACAGGGUUGUUUGCAUUUGUCACAAAAAAGAGGCAAUAAUUCAAAUGUUUGCAGU
Molecule: messenger RNA, 3451 nt
Organism: Mercenaria mercenaria
Lineage: Eukaryota; Metazoa; Mollusca; Bivalvia; Venerida; Veneridae
Product: semaphorin-5A-like
Exons: 5
Coding region: 173-1207 (344 amino acids)
Source: RefSeq, a predicted model, not a curated record